Cheilinus undulatus (humphead wrasse) is the source of this 730-nucleotide messenger RNA. It is a transcript of the gene ube2c, whose product is annotated as ubiquitin-conjugating enzyme E2C. The record is from RefSeq and is a predicted model, not a curated record. NCBI's taxonomy places the organism in Eukaryota, Metazoa, Chordata, Actinopteri, Labriformes, Labridae. The coding region runs from base 102 to 626 and encodes 174 amino acids. The transcript has 7 exons.
UUAAACUUGGGGGCGGGAGUUGGUUCAGUUUGAAUCAGAGGAGCAGCAUCUCCGCUCGGACUGACAACACAGCGACACACGGGUCCUCUCGAUCUGAACUCAUGGCCUCCCAGAACAUGGACCCCGCAGCGGCAGCAGCUUCCUCCACAGCCGCUCUGAAAGGCAGUGAAAGCGGCGGCAGCGCGACCAAAGGCUCGGUGUCUAAACGGUUACAACAGGAGCUCAUGACUCUGAUGAUGUCAGGUGAUAAAGGAAUCUCAGCAUUUCCAGAAUCAGAUAAUCUCUUCAAAUGGGUCGGAACCAUCGAGGGAGCUCAGGGGACGGUGUAUGACGGGCUCAGGUACAGGCUGUCUCUGGAGUUUCCCGCUGGUUAUCCGUACCAGGCUCCUCGUGUAAAGUUCGUCACUCCGUGUUUUCAUCCCAAUGUUGAUGAGAACGGUUUCAUCUGUCUCGACAUCCUCAAGGACAAAUGGUCGGCGCUCUACGACGUCCGCUCCAUCCUACUGUCCAUCCAGAGCCUGCUGGGAGAGCCGAACAACGAGAGUCCUCUGAACACGGCCGCAGCAGAACUGUGGGAAGAUCAAGAAGCCUACAAAGCUCAUCUACAUUCGACCUUCCAGAAGUGAAUCUGCUCCACAUUUCCUCCUUCUUGUGUUUGUCUUCUGUGUUUGUACAAUAUUUUUAUGUUUGUUCACCUCGCUGUAUCAAUAAAGUUCUUAUUCAACACAGA